AUGAACGAUAAUUUGUCCUGGGCAGCCAGUGGCAAAUCUGUUCUAAUGCUCAACAUCCGCCACCUGUGGGUGCUGGGAAUUUGGGAACUGGGUGAAACCAACCUGUUUACACUACAGUCUAUCAUCGCGUUCGGGAUGGGCGCUUUCGUCAUCGCGGAUCGUGCUGUAGCUGUUUACUUCAUCUGGGGGAACUUUGAGUUAACCACGCUUGUUCUGCUCAUUACUUUCAUCGGCGGCAGUGGCGUUGUGAAAAUGGCAGUCUUCGUCUACAACAGACGGCAGUACCACUCCCUGGCUAACCAGCUAGACGAGCUGCAGUCCCUCCAACGUAGGUCCUGCUCAGAGGACCCUAACUUGGCAGCCAUUUCAGCAUCGUCCCGCCGGAAAGCUGCGCGCCUCACGAAGGGGCUGCUACUGCUCAUGCUGUCGCAGACUCUCUUGUGGAUCUCGGUGCCGCUCGUAGCCUACCCAGAGGAGAGCCGUUUGCCAUUUGUUCAGCACCAGUGGGACCACAACAACAAGUUUUAUGUGAUCUCCUAUAUCGUACAAAGCCUGUCGGCUGUCUGGGUGAGUCAGAUAAGCUUGGGUGUGGACUGCCUGUUCGCAGCCGUCAUGGUUCUUGUGGCUGCCCAGCUGGAAAUCCUCGUACACCGUCUCUCGAACGUCAGAAACGACGUGGACAUAGUGUGGAAAGAGACAGCCGUUUUGGAGAAGAAGGAGCUUGACAGCAAAUCUGAUGAAAACAUGUACGACGAAUUGCGCCUUUGUAUUAAAACUCACCAAGGUAUCCUAAGGGCGGCGACACCUUACGAUGCUAGAAUCACCCUGCCUAGGAGUCGAAUAUUGGUCCCCAGCCUGCUGAAGGAGUCUGCUGAUCCAGUUGAGAGUGCAGCUCGUGGAGUACCAAGUCCAGAAAUGAAGACAUUUUCUCCGUUGUCAGUUAAGAACUGA
Messenger RNA from Schistocerca piceifrons (Central American locust), 951 nucleotides. RefSeq lists its product as uncharacterized. Gene Ontology annotation, cellular component: plasma membrane. The record is from RefSeq and is a predicted model, not a curated record. Gene Ontology annotation, biological process: sensory perception of smell; detection of chemical stimulus involved in sensory perception of smell. The transcript is spliced from 2 exons. Lineage: Eukaryota; Metazoa; Arthropoda; Insecta; Orthoptera; Acrididae. Gene Ontology annotation, molecular function: odorant binding; olfactory receptor activity. The coding region runs from base 1 to 951 and encodes 316 amino acids.